Messenger RNA from Myxocyprinus asiaticus (Chinese sucker), 3688 nucleotides. RefSeq names its product RNA-binding Raly-like protein. Lineage: Eukaryota; Metazoa; Chordata; Actinopteri; Cypriniformes; Catostomidae. The transcript has 10 exons. Gene Ontology annotation, cellular component: nucleus. The coding region runs from base 1005 to 1883 and encodes 292 amino acids. The record is from RefSeq and is a predicted model, not a curated record. Gene Ontology annotation, molecular function: RNA binding.
GAGCACGACGGAGCUUCUUCCCGACGCUCAUUGCUGGGAGUCAAAGCAGCAGCAGUCACGUGACAGCAGCGAGGGCUCAGGCUGAGAGAAAGCGCUUCAUUCGCCAUACUGUGUUUUGUGCCAUAACGCAUUUUUCUCGCAACAUUUUACUCCCACUCGGUGAGUACGUUUUCAGGCCUUUUUGUAACCCUUUUUGUCUUUUCAAUUGCUCUUUUUAUUUUUCUCUCUCCUCUUGCUGGGGUUUGAACGUUGACAUUUGAAAAAGUGGUGUUUUUAGGCGUUUUUCGAUCCGUGCCUCAAGUUUUUAGUAUGCAGUGAUUCCUAUCGGGGCUAUUCAGUACUGAGCGACACUGGCCAAAUACGUGCUUGCAGUCGUGUCGAAUCAUGCAACUGGUUUUUAAAUCGCCUUGGCUGUGCCAUUUUUACGUAUACGAUACUAGUGGUUUUUAAAUAUUUUUCUUUCUUUUUUUUUCUUUUUUUUUUUUCUUUUUGUUGUUCUCUACCAUAGACUUUUGCUGUAGAUAUGCUUUGCUUGUAUUUUCCGGUGUUGUUCAUGAGAGUUUUGUAAUUUUGAUGCCAUCGAGAGAGCGAAGCAUUUGCUUUUAUUUUGGUCCGUCUUUUCUUUACCGAAAAAAGUCAUUUUCAGACGUGGUGACAUUUUAAUGCCCAAACUUUUCUUGCAGCUUACCUAUCACGUUUGUUUAUUUUUGUUUUUUCUUUCAUUUUUUUUUUUUUUUUUUUUUUUUUUAAAUGCCUUUUCAUUUUAAGGUGAAAUGAUUUUUUGGAUGUUAUCAUUUUUUCACGUAGAUGAUGCAAAUGAUGUGGUUUAUGUGAAGGGAAUAAUUGUUUCUUUGGGGGAAAUAUCAGUGCAUCUUUGCUUUCAACGAAGAUGAACAGACGAUUCUCCUUUGCAGGCAUUUUACGGAUUUAGGGGUUGCAGCGUAACAUCGUCGUGACAGCAAAGUUGUAAAAUUGGAAAUAACUUUACACAGAAAAGGAGAAGAAUGACGGGGAAGACUCAAACCAGCAAUGUCACUAACAAGAACGACCCACGGUCCCUCAACUCACGGGUCUUUAUUGGCAACCUCAACACCGCCAUUGUGAAAAAGGCAGACAUCGAGGUCAUCUUUGCCAAGUAUGGCAAGAUCGUUGGCUGUUCGGUGCACAAGGGUUACGCUUUCGUCCAAUACAUUAGCGAACGGAACGCACGAGCGGCCGUGGCAGGCGAGAACGCCAGGAUUAUCGCAGGACAACCGCUCGAUAUUAACAUGGCUGGAGAGCCCAAGCCCUACAGGCAUAAAGCAGGAUCCAAACGACCUAUUACUGCUGUCUACAGUGGUUAUGAAUUUGAUUAUGAUUACUACAGGGAUGACUUCUACAAUCGGCUCUUUGACUAUCACGGACGGGUGGCCCCUCCUCCGAGGGCUGUGAUCCCUCUGAAGCGUUCAAGGGUGGUUCUUCCAUCCACUCGGCGUGUGAAGAGUUCCUUCCCUAUUAAAACCUCUACCUCUUCUUCCUCAAGACCCCCAUCAUCAUCAUCAUCAUCCUUCUCUUCUGGGCUAAAAUUAAAGUCAGAUCAACUCCAGACUAUCAAACGUGAACUGACUCAAAUCAAGAUGAAAAUCGACUCGCUUCUGGGUCGACUUGAGAAGAUCGAGAAACAGCAGCGAGCCGAGUGCGAACCUCAUAGGAAAUAUGAGGAUAACUGCGACUCGUUGCACGAGGAGUCGAUAUCGGAGACAGCUGAGAAUUCCGGAGAGGAAGGAGGGGAGGGGCCAUUGGACGCAGAGGCAGGAGAAAUGACGGAUGGUGGUGAGGAUGACUACGACGAAGAGGGCAGCACUGAUCUGAUGGAAAACCAUGUGUCUGAUAUUGACAACUAAAGAGGUCUUCAUCCAGAGAGGAAAUCAACUUUGCUUUGAACAGAUGACAAGGCGUUCUGCCAAUACUGACAUUUCCUCUCAAAGAGGCAGUGAACUCUCUCCAUUGGCUGUGAUUAGAGGAAGAGCAAAUAUUUUGUCACCAUUUAGCAUCAGACACUAUUGCUAUUUUUCAUUUAAUAGCGUUUGUCAUAUUCAAUCAUAUUUUGAUUUACACAUAUCCUGUAAAGGCAAAAAAAAAAUUAAUGUCUAAUUUUAAGCUUCAUCACGCAAAUUUCACUUAUUUACAACUAUCUGUAUGUGCAAAAUGAGCCUUAAAUGUCCGAAAAAAAUAACUUGUCAUUUUUAAACCCUCAGUAUUAACAGGACGCUUCUUUAAAUAAUUCUAAAUUAUAAAAGAUUUUAAAAGGUCUGUAUUAAGGUUUAAUGAUGAAUAUAUUUAAUGAGACUGCAUCUUUAUCUAUAACUUUUCUCACACACUUAUUUCAGAGACAAUUUAUGUUUUCUGAAAGUUGUUAGUACUUUUAUUGUUGUACAGUUGUGCUCCCUGGAUCAAAAUAAAUAAACUUUAAGAUUUGAUUCUCAGAUUCAAUCAAGUAAAAGUAUACAAUAAUGUACACUCGGUUUAGUCCAAGACUAGCCAAAUAAUUUUAUAUCUGGCACUUCAAUUUCAUCAGUCCUCUAAAUCUUAUAAACUGUAACUCUUAAGACAACAGAAAUAUUGUCAGACUAACUCUAUAAGAUUAAUUUUCUCUUAAUGUGUCAUAAAUUGUAAUGAAACUGUAAAGAUGACGUUGUACUACAUUGUCAUUUUAUUGCUUUUCCCCCCCCAUGCAUAGCUGUUUGUAAAUUAGAAUCUAAUGUAGUCGUCUCACAUUUCUGUUCUCUAUGAUGUCAUUCAGUAUAGUGUAAUGUCAUAAUGAACUCUAUUUUUUUGUAUGGCAGAUUUACAGAAAAAAGUUUCAGAAUAUUCCUUUUUGUUCUGCUGACAUUUUCAUUCUGCUACUGUACAUAUUUUGUUUAAAUGAAGAAUGUGGGAAUACAUGUGUAAAGCUUUAAAAAAGAACAAAAGUAAUGGAUCCAUAUCACUGGAAAAAUGUGACAAUUCUUUUAUAUUUUCAAAUUAGUGUCUUGUUGGAGAGAAAACCAAUUUUAUACAGUCUAGUUCAAUAGUAUCAUAACUGCUUGGCUGAGAGGCCUGGUAAUAUUACUGAAUAUUGUAUAGAAAUGUAAACUAUUUGUAAAGAUAUUUUUAUGAUUAGCAUGUUUAUUAUUUUAAUGUAGUUUUAGUUGUUUUAUUUGUUGUCUGGCUGUAGGCUUUGCGGUAUAAGAAAAGAGUUCCGUUACAAUCGCUAGAUAAAAAUUGUGCAAAAAUAAAACCUUUUUCCUAUAUUUAUUAUGGAAACAUUCAGCUACGCAUCCAGCCCAACAUCAUCUACUUUAGAAUAAAAGAUUAACUUAUUAUUAUGAUGGUCACAUAGAUAAUUAGUCAUGUAACAUAUUAUUUGAUAAGAAUUUGGCCGUAUCUUUGGAAAUAAGCCUUACAGACUCCAGCUUUCAUACAACAUUAUGUUUCAUUAAUUAACAGCCCUGAAUUACCAGUAGUGAGUAAUAUUAAGGCAAUAUAUUUUAAUGCAAACUGAGAUGAAAAAAGCUCGGCGCUGACAUUUUCAAUGUGUAUGUGAGUUUGGUGGGGGAGGGACUGCAGCACCUGUCGUAGUUUUGGAUGCACCUACAGUAUGUGCAGCUGCAGCAGAUGGCGACUCAAAUAUACUCAAUUUAUCAACAUCAAAAGCAAAUGUCUGAGU